ACUAGCACGACGGCUGCUAUCUACGCAGCCAUUGACUCGAUUAAAAGAUCUAAGACUGACAAACUACUCUCAGUCGCCGACUCUCUAGACAUAAAGGCCGCCUUCGAUAACGCUUGGUGGCCUGCCCUUUUCCACAGACUCAGGCAUAUCGGCUGUCCACUAAACAUCUACGGACUCAUUCACAGUUACACACAAUACCGCACAGUCAUGCUUGACCAUUCCGGCUCCAGGGUGUCUAAGACCAUGUCCAAGGGCUGCAUCCAGGGUUCGACCUGUGGCCCUCACCUAUGGAAUAUUAUCCUCGAUGAGCUCCUGGAAAUCGAGCUGCCUCCGGGCUGUCAACUCCAGGCCUUCGCGGAUGAUGUUUUGCUGGUUGCAUCAGCGAAAACUGCGUCUGAUUUGCAGGUUAACAUUAACUCUGCACUUCACACAAUCACCGGCUGGGGCAAAGGAGUCAAGCUCUCUUUUAGCCCCGCCAAGACACAGGCUUUCAGCGCCAAAGCUAAACAAAUACUCAUCACCAUGGACUCGCACACAAUUCACUUUCAGAAGAGCAUCAAGUUCCUUGGUGUGAUUCUGGAUGAUAAACUUAACUUUCGCGAACACAUCAACCACAUCGUCUACAAAGCCACAAAAAUUUUCAACAGACUCUCCUUCUUCUGUAGACAUAUAUGGGGGGCCCACCCAGAAAACAUACGCAUUAUAUACUUGCAGGUGAUCCAGCCUAUCAUUACAUACGCAGCCGGAGUGUGGGGACACGUGGCCGAUACGAAGUGCGUGAGGAAGAAACUCCUGUCUAUGCAGAGAGCCUUCGCCCUAAAGGCCAUCAGAGGAUUCAGGACAGUGUCCACCUCUGCUGCUCUCGCACUCGCCCUGUUCACCCCCCUGGAUCUUAAAGUCAAAGAGGCGAACCGGGCCGAAGCUACGCGCCUCACCGGCUCGUCCCCACUACUUCCAGCUCACAUCACACUGGAGUCUCCAACUCCUCCACAUCUUCUCCUUCAUCCAGCCCACAGACAUACAUACGACUCACACACGUUCUGGACCCAAAACGAGGUCCAGGAAUUCCAGUCAAGAGCUCACCCUAACACCACCCACACCUUCACCUAUGGGAGCAAACUUGAGGAUGGCGCCGUCGGGGCGGCCUUCGUCAGUUAUGAUCGAGGACGCAAUCCCAUCAGUAAGAAGUUAAAGCUCCACAACAGUUGUAUUGUUUUCCAGGCUGAGCUUCUAGCCAUUCUCAAAGCUUGCGAAUGGGCCUCUUCUAACCAACAUACACGCACGGUUAUUUAUUCAGAUAGCUGCGCUGCCAUUCUCGCCAUCCAGAACCGCAGUAACACACACCCCUUGGUUGCGAAAAUACACUCGACAGUACACCACACGUCCGGGUCCAUCGAGUUCGCCUGGGUCAUGGCCCACGUGGGCAUAGUGGGGAAUGAGGCUGCAGACACCGCUGCCAAGCGGGCAGAUAAGCUUCACAAAGCCCCGGACUACACACAAUUUCCUAUCAUCUUUAUAAAACACUAUACACGAUCACUCCACGCCUCAGUCUGGCAGUUUCGAUACGAGAGCGAGCCACAAGGACAACACACUAAACAACACCUCCCUACAAUUAUUAAACACAUCAUUAAAUUACACUCACUUGCUCACAACACAUUCACACUUACCCAAACACUUACAGGACACGCCUACACGAAACAAUAUUUACACCGAGUUAAGGUCACGGAGGAUGCUGUCUGUCCGUGCGAUGGCACCACGGUGCAGUCAAUGGGUCACGUGCUCGAGGACUGGCCGCUUUUCAUCACCCCGAGAUCCGACCACCAGAUAAUCUGCAGCCACGCCGGGGUCUCUCCGUUCAACAUGGCCUCCCUUCUGGAGGACAAAGAAGCAAACAUAUCUUUUAUUAAAUUUUCCGAAUAUAUUAUCAACCACCUCAAAGCUUUUAACAACACCUAA
Messenger RNA from Danaus plexippus (monarch butterfly), 1956 nucleotides. RefSeq lists its product as uncharacterized. The annotation marks the transcript as partial. The transcript has a single exon. Gene Ontology annotation, molecular function: RNA-DNA hybrid ribonuclease activity; nucleic acid binding. The record is from RefSeq and is a predicted model, not a curated record. NCBI's taxonomy places the organism in Eukaryota, Metazoa, Arthropoda, Insecta, Lepidoptera, Nymphalidae.